Colletotrichum destructivum is the source of this 1824-nucleotide messenger RNA. RefSeq names its product Putative heterokaryon incompatibility. The record is from RefSeq and is a predicted model, not a curated record. The coding region runs from base 65 to 1633 and encodes 522 amino acids. The transcript has 2 exons. NCBI's taxonomy places the organism in Eukaryota, Fungi, Ascomycota, Sordariomycetes, Glomerellales, Glomerellaceae.
CGACUGUUACUGUUUGUGUUGAUGAAACGUGUUCUGGAUCGAUAACUUACGCCAUUGCAACGUUAUGAGGCUCCUCAACUGUUCUACCCUCAAGAUCGAGGAAUUUUUCGGUUCCUCGAUACCGAAGUCCUAUGUCGUCCUCUCCCAUCGAUGGGAAGAUGACGAAGUCACCUACCAAGAUGUCAUCCACAAUGCCAAGACGUUGGCCCAGAAGCGCGGAUGGGCCAAGAUACGCGAAACUUGCCGCAUCGCGCUUGAGCGCGGACACAACUACGCCUGGGUCGACACCUGUUGCAUCGACAAGACGUCAAGCGCAGAACUCUCCGAGGCCAUCAACUCCAUGUUCAAGUGGUAUGCCAACGCAGCAGUUUGCUACGUUUUCCUCUCGGAUGUAGGAACCAACCAAGCCUUUGCGGAGUCUGUGUGGUUUACUCGCGGCUGGACAUUGCAAGAGCUCAUUGCUCCGAGGGAGCUUCUCUUUUUCGACAGAGACUGGGACCUGAUUGGUACUGGAGCCCAACUUUGCGAUGUCAUCCAUCGCCGAACCGGCAUCAGCGAGAAGAUUCUGCUCCAUGGCUCUGCUCCGGGACCAAGCAUCGGGGCACUCCUUUCAAGUAUACCGGUAGCAGUCCGUAUGUCUUGGGCAGCAACACGGGUCACGACUCGAGAGGAAGACAGCGCUUACAGUCUGCUUGGCAUUUUCGGUGUCAACAUGCCCAUGUUGUAUGGCGAGGGAAGCGGUGCCUUUAUGCGUCUCCAGGAGGAAAUCAUCAAGGAGACGAAUGAUCUUACUCUUUUUGCGUGGAUGGCCUCCCCCGGAGAUUCAGGGGCGCAAGGUCUGCCAGAAUAUCGCGGUAUCCUGGCCAGUUCGCCUCGAGAGUUUAAGAAUUCGGGCAAAUUGGAGUUGAGCCGGGAUGCAAAGUACAAUCCCGAAUACACCAUGACCAACAAAGGGUUGCGCAUAGUCGCCGAAACAACAAUGGCAGAAAAAAACACCCAACUUCUCGGCCUCGGAAGCCAUGACUCCAGCGACGGCUCACGGAACGAAAUCGGACUCUAUCUCGAAGACCAAGGAGGCGGCGUCUUCCUCCGCGCCAAGCCGCACAUACUCGUCAAGCUUGCGAAGAACUCCCCACAAACUUCGCACACGAUGUAUAUUAAGAAACACAUCGAGAGAGAAGCAGUCACCCAAAUAGCCACGCGGAUGAAGUUCGUCUCCCACGGUGCCAUCCGGUUCCACGUCUUGUCUUCAUCCAUCGAGAUCAUAUCCGCCUAUCCCGCCCGGAUGUGGAAUCCGCAGAGGCUCAUGUUCAUCACGGAUGGGGAAAGUAGCUUUACCGGGUACGUCUAUCUUCGGUUGACGGCGAACGUAAGCUUGGAUGGCGUGGUGGCCUGUGGAUUUGAUCCAGAGAUGAAGAUGUGGUUUUGUCCAGGUUGGAACGGGAGGGAUGCGAUUUACGAGGCUGCGAUGAGUGGUGACAUGAGAAGGAUGCGAGAACUCGGUGUUCGGGGUACUCGGCGCUGGGUUACUGGAGAAAGAUCGAGGAAGAUCAUCGGGCUUGAGGUUACUGCGGCGCCAGGGCAGCAAGGCUUUGAUGUUUCUCUUAGACAGUCGAACUGUACGGUUAUGUAGUCUUGGGGAACGGCGAGUCUUAAGUAGUGUGCCUGAUGGCAAUGGAAUAAAGUAAUGAGUGCACCGACUCUCCGGUUGUAGGGCCGGCGGUCUGCUGCGAAAUUCCAGCCGAUUCCGGCAUCCUGAAUAGUUUGGGUUAUGGAGCGCGACACGAAGUGCGACAUGUAGCAAGACAAUAAUGAAUUAGUUGG